GUGCGCGGCGGCGGCGGGGUGGCUGGGCCGGCGGCGGCGGCGGUACGAGGCGCGCGCUCGGGGUCCCGGUCGCGAGGAGGAGGAGGAUGUGGCGCGCGGAGGGGAAAUGGCUGCCGAAAACAAGCCGGAAGAGCGUUUCCCAAAGUGUAUUCUGCGGAACUAGCACCUACUGUGUUCUCAACACCGUGCCACCUAUAGAAGAUGAUCAUGGGAACACCAAUAGUAGUCAUGUAAAAAUCUUUUUACCGAAAAAGCUGCUUGAAUGUCUGCCGAAAUGUUCAAGUUUACCAAAAGAGAGGCACCGCUGGAACACUAACGAGGAAAUUGCAGCUUAUUUAAUAACAUUUGAGAAACACGAAGAAUGGCUAACCACCUCCCCUAAGACAAGACCACAGAAUGGCUCAAUGAUACUCUACAACAGGAAGAAAGUGAAAUACAGGAAAGAUGGGUAUUGCUGGAAAAAGAGGAAAGACGGGAAAACGACCAGAGAGGACCACAUGAAACUCAAGGUCCAGGGAGUAGAGUGCUUGUACGGCUGCUAUGUCCAUUCCUCCAUCAUCCCCACCUUCCACCGGAGGUGCUACUGGCUCCUUCAGAACCCCGACAUCGUCCUGGUGCACUAUCUGAACGUGCCGGCCAUCGAGGACUGCGGUAAGCCUUGCGGCCCCGUCCUCUGCUCCAUCAACACGGACAAGAAGGAGUGGGCGAAGUGGACGAAGGAGGAGCUCAUCGGGCAGCUGAAGCCCAUGUUCCACGGCAUCAAGUGGACGUGCAGCAACGGGAACAGCAGCUCGGGCUUCUCGGUGGAGCAGCUGGUGCAGCAGAUCCUCGACAGCCACCAGACCAAGCCCCAGCCGCGGACCCACAACUGCCUGUGCACCGGCGGCUUGGGAGCAGGCAGCAGCGUGCACCACAAGUGUAACAGUGCCAAACACCGGAUCAUCUCACCGAAGGUGGAGCCGCGGACAGGGGGGUACGGGAGCCACUCGGAGGUGCAGCACAACGACGUGUCCGAGGGCAAGCACGAGCACAGCCACAGCAAGGGCUCGAGCCGCGAGAAGCGGAAUGGCAAGGUGGCCAAGCCCGCGCUGCUGCACCAGAGCAGCACCGAGGUCUCCUCCACCAACCAGGUCGAGGUCCCCGACACGACCCAGAGCUCCCCCGUGUCCAUCAGCAGUGGGCUCAACAGCGACCCGGACAUGGUGGACAGCCCAGUGGUCACCGGUGUGUCCAGCAUGGCGGUGGCCUCCGUGAUGGGGAGCUUGUCCCAAAGCGCCACGGUGUUCAUGUCCGAGGUCACCAACGAGGCGGUGUAUACCAUGUCCCCCACCGCCGGCCCCAACCACCACCUCCUGUCACCCGACGCCUCUCAGGGCCUGGUCCUGGCCGUGAGUUCCGAUGGCCACAAGUUCGCCUUCCCCACCACGAGCAGCUCGGAAAGCCUGUCGAUGCUGCCCGCCAAUGUGUCCGAAGAGCUGGUCCUUUCCACCACCCUAGACGGUGGCCGGAAGAUUCCAGAAACCACCAUGAACUUUGACCCCGACUGUUUCCUCAAUAACCCAAAGCAGGGCCAGACGUACGGGGGCGGAGGCCUGAAAGCCGAGAUGGUGGGCACCAACACCCGGCACUCGCCGCCUGUCGAGAGGAGCUUCAGCUUUACCACCGUCCUCGCCAAGGAGAUCAAGACCGAGGACACCUCUUUCGAGCAGCAGAUGGCCAAAGAAGCGUACGCCACCUCCGCAGCGGCCGCCGCGGCGUCCAGCUCCCUCACCCUGACCGCCGGCUCCAGCCUCCUGCCCUCGGGCGGCGGCUUGAGUCCCAGCACCACCCUGGAGCAGAUGGACUUCAGUGCCAUAGACUCCAACAAGGACUACACGUCCGGCUUCAGCCAGACGGGCCACAGCCCCCACCUCCACCAGACCCCCUCCCCUAGCUUCUUCCUGCAGGACGCCAGCAAACCCCUCCCCAUUGAGCAGAAUGCCCAUAGCAGCCUGAGCGACUCUGGGGGCACCUUUGUGAUGCCCACAGUGAAAACGGAGGCCUCGUCCCAGACCAGCUCUUGCAGCGGCCACGUGGAGACGCGGAUAGAGUCCACUUCCUCCCUCCACCUCAUGCAGUUCCAGGCCAACUUCCAGGCCAUGACAGCAGAAGGGGAGGUCACCAUGGAGACCUCGCAGGCAGCCGAAGGGGGCGAGGUCCUCCUCAAGUCUGGGGAGCUGCAGGCCUGUAGUUCCGAGCACUACCUGCAGCCCGAGACCAAUGGGGUGAUCCGCAGUGCUGGUGGCGUCCCCAUCCUCCCGGGCAACGUGGUGCAGGGGCUGUACCCGGUGGCCCAGCCCAGCCUUGGCAAUGCUUCCAACAUGGAGCUCAGCCUGGACCACUUUGACAUCUCCUUUAGCAACCAGUUCUCCGAUCUGAUCAACGACUUCAUCUCCGUGGAGGGGGGCAGUGGCACCAUCUACGGGCACCAGCUGGUGUCAGGGGACAGCGCGGGGCUCUCGCAGUCGGAAGACGGGGCCCGUGCACCCUUCACCCAGGCGGAGAUGUGCAUUCCCUGCUGCAGCCCCCAGCAGGGCAGCCUGCAGCUGAGCAGUGCCGAGGGCGGGGCCGGCACCAUGGCCUACAUGCACGUCGCCGAGGUGGUCUCGGCUGCCUCAGCCCAGGGCACCCUGGGGAUGCUGCAGCAGAGUGGACGGAUGUUCAUGGUGACCGACUACUCCCCAGAGUGGUCUUACCCAGAGGGAGGAGUGAAGGUCCUCAUCACGGGCCCGUGGCAGGAAGCCGGCAGUGACUACAGCUGCCUGUUCGACCAGAUCUCAGUGCCUGCGUCCCUGAUCCAGCCCGGGGUGCUGCGCUGCUACUGCCCAGCCCAUGACACUGGUCUUGUGACCCUACAAGUUGCCUUCAACAACCAGAUCAUCUCCAACUCGGUGGUGUUUGAGUACAAAGCUCGGGCUCUGCCCACGCUCCCUUCCUCCCAGCACGACUGGCUGUCAUUGGACGAUAACCAGUUCAGGAUGUCCAUCCUGGAACGCCUGGAGCAGAUGGAAAGGAGGAUGGCUGAGAUGACAGGGUCCCAGCAGCACAAACCGGCGAGUGCAGGAGGUGGCAGCGGAGCUGGCAGUGGGAGUGGGAGUGGAGGGAGUCAAGCUCAGUGUGCUUCUGGGACUGGGACCUUGGGGAGCUGCUUUGAGAGCCGCGUGGUCGUUGUGUGUGAGAAGAUGAUGAGCCGAGCCUGCUGGGCGAAGUCCAAGCACUUGAUCCAUUCAAAGACUUUCCGUGGAAUGACCCUCUUACACCUGGCCGCUGCCCAGGGUUAUGCCACCCUAAUCCAGACCCUCAUCAAGUGGCGCACAAAGCAUGCGGAUAGCAUUGACUUGGAACUGGAAGUUGACCCCUUGAAUGUGGACCACUUCUCCUGUACUCCUCUGAUGUGGGCAUGUGCCUUGGGGCACCUGGAAGCUGCCGUUGUGCUGUACAAGUGGGACCGUCGGGCCAUCUCCAUUCCUGACUCUCUAGGAAGGCUGCCUUUGGGAAUUGCCAGGUCAAGAGGUCACGUGAAAUUAGCAGAGUGUCUCGAGCACCUGCAGAGAGAUGAGCAGGCUCGGCUGGGACAGAACCCCAGAAUCCACUGUCCUCCAAGUGAAGAGCCUAACACAGAUAGCUGGAUGGCACAGUGGCACAGUGAAGCCAUUAACUCUCCAGAAAUACCCAAAGGAGUCACUGUUAUUGCAAGUACCAACCCAGAGCUGAGAAGACCUCGUUCUGAACCCUCUAAUUACUACAGCAGUGAGAGCCACAAAGAUUAUCCGGCUCCCAAAAAGCAUAAAUUGAACCCUGAGUCCUUCCAGGCGAGGCAGGAGAAGCUGCUUUCCACUGCACUGAGUCUGGAACAGCCAAAUAUCAGGAAGCAGAGCCCUAGUUCUAAGCAGUCUGUCCCCGAGACAAUCAGCCCCAGUGAAGGAGUGAGGGACUACAGCCGGGAACUCUCCCCUCCCACUCCAGAGACUGCAGGAUUCCAAGCCUCUGGAUCUCAGCCUGUAGUAAAGUGGAGUUCCAAAGAUCUUUACAUUGGUGUGUCUACAGUACAGGUGACGGGAAAUCCGAAGGGGACCAGUGUAGGAAAGGAUGCAGCACCUUCACAGGUGCGUCCACGGGAACCAAUGAGUGUCCUGAUGAUGGCUAACAGAGAGGUGGUGAAUUCAGAGAUGGGGCCCUACCGUGAUAGUACAGAAAACGAAGAGUGCCCGCAACCCAUGGAUGACAUACAGGUGAACAUGAUGACCUUGGCAGAACACAUUAUUGAAGCCACACCUGACCGAAUCAAGCAGGAGAAUUUUGUGCCCAUGGAGUCCUCAGCAUUGGAAAGAACAGAUCCUGCUACCAUUAGCAGUACAAUGAGCUGGCUGGCCAGUUACCUAGCUGAUGCCGAUCGUCUGCCAAAUGCUGCCCAGAUCAGAAGUGCAUAUAACGAGCCUCUAACCCCUUCUUCUAAUACCAGCUUGAGCCCUGUAGGCUCUCCAGUCCGUGAAAUCACUUUCGAGAAACCUAACCUUCCUUCAGCAGCAGAUUGGUCAGAAUUCCUGAGUGCAUCUACCAGUGAGAAGGUAGAGAGUGAAUUUGCCCAGCUGACACUGUCUGAUCAUGAACAGAGAGAACUCUAUGAAGCUGCCAGGCUUGUCCAGACAGCCUUCCGGAAAUACAAGGGCCGACCCUUGCGGGAACAGCAAGAGGUGGCUGCUGCUGUCAUUCAACGUUGUUACAGAAAAUAUAAACAGCUGACAUGGAUAGCCUUGAAGUAUGCACUUUAUAAAAAGAUGACCCAGGCUGCCAUCCUUAUCCAGAGCAAAUUCCGAAGUUACUAUGAACAAAAAAAAUUUCAGCAGAGCCGACGUGCUGCUGUGCUGAUCCAGAAGUAUUACCGGAGUUAUAAGAAAUGUGGCAAAAAACGGCAGGCUCGCCGAACAGCUGUCAUUGUACAGCAGAAACUCAGGAGCAGUUUGCUAACCAAAAAGCAGGACCAAGCUGCUCGAAAAAUAAUGAGGUUUCUACGCCGCUGUCGCCACAGCCCCCUGGUGGACCAUAGGCUGUACAAAAGGAGUGAAAGAAUUGAAAAAGGCCAAGGAACUUGAAGAUAUACAGCAGCAUCCCUUAGCAAUGUGACAUUGCUUUUCAGACUGUUUUCAUUUCUGUUUUUAGCAGAGACAUGCAACACACGCGCGCGCACACGCACACACACACACACACACACACAAUCCCUCUGCAGUUUUGGGGAGAUCAGCUGCAGGAUUUUAACAGGAAUGUUUUGGUCAUUGCAUUUGCACUUUCAUGGACAACUUUUAAUUUGAUCAGCAAGACAUCUUGGAACUCAGUCUUCUGUUGGAUCAUGGGAAAACAAGACACCAGGAGGAAUUGAAAGAGGCUUCCUCUUCUUAGGAAGAAGCCAUUUUCCUUCUCUUAUAGGGCUGUAUUCAAACAUCGUGUGGAACUGUACAAAUAUUUAUACCAAAAAUAUAGAUAAGAAAAGGUGGGGAUACACUAGCAACAAAAAAGAAUGCUGUUCCUGCACCUGUUGGUUAUUUCCAAGAAGCUGAAUCUUUGGGAUUGAUUCUCAGUGGAGGGCUUAGAUCAAACAAAUUGUUACUGGGUCCGUGUGUUCUCAUUUCCUUCACUGUUUAUUUUUGUUUGUUUGUUUGUUUGUUUGUUUUAAUCUCUACAGCACACUUAAUGCAACUUUUAAAAUCUGCAGGUUUUUAAUGUAUUGUGGAAAUGUGCAGAGGGGCGGGUGUGUGGUAAACGGGUAAUGCAUGGGAAAUGAUGAGAAACAGCUUACAAAGUUUAGAUUUAUUUUCUCGUCCCCACCACCUUCCAAGAGCCUGCGAACAUAGUAAUCAUCUUGUCCCUUUUCUCAUGUUCAGCACUUUAAUUUUUUUGCCUUACUUUCAUGUGCAAUGAGAAUUAACUUUAGAAUUGGUAAAGCAUGUAGCCUUUUUUAGUAACCUUGGAAACUGUAGUAAUUCUAAGGAAUCAUAAACCUUGCCUGGACAUUUGCCACCUAAAUGAUCAGUGUGGUGCUCCGUUCUGGCCAGUAAAUUCCAUGUUUUGGCUAUAUCUCAUCCAAACUGAGCAAUUUCUGUGUAUAUAUAGAAGGUAGAAAUGAAAAGUGAGAAAAUAUUUGAAAGGGAUUAUAUUAAUUGCGAAAUAUUUUAUUCACAAAGGUCAAUAACAUGGCAAGAUAAAAUUAUUUGUAUAGUUUUGUCUGAAUGAGCGAAAAAAAUGUGGAUGUAUUGUUUGUAUAUAUUGUAUAUAUCAAAACAAAGAGAUAUGUGCAUGAAAUCAAGAAAAAAGAAAUGAACAAAAGCAAAGCAUUAGUGGCUAUGGUCUGUAAAA
This is a messenger RNA of Cynocephalus volans (Philippine flying lemur), 6390 nucleotides long. It is a transcript of the gene CAMTA1, whose product is annotated as calmodulin binding transcription activator 1. NCBI's taxonomy places the organism in Eukaryota, Metazoa, Chordata, Mammalia, Dermoptera, Cynocephalidae. The coding region runs from base 87 to 5132 and encodes 1681 amino acids. The record is from RefSeq and is a predicted model, not a curated record. Gene Ontology annotation, biological process: regulation of transcription by RNA polymerase II. The transcript is spliced from 24 exons. Gene Ontology annotation, molecular function: transcription coregulator activity; double-stranded DNA binding; protein binding. Gene Ontology annotation, cellular component: nucleus.